Messenger RNA from Arabidopsis arenosa, 1055 nucleotides. NCBI's taxonomy places the organism in Eukaryota, Viridiplantae, Streptophyta, Magnoliopsida, Brassicales, Brassicaceae. The record is from the annotation of a GenBank genome assembly.
UACAUCCAAGUGAUAAUCAUUUCAAAGAGAUAACCAGCUUCUAUCUUACCUUCCAUGAUAUCGACGAAGCAACAUCAGCUUAUGUAUGUGGUGAAAAAUCGGGAUUGGUAAUGGAAACGCCAUACCGUAUGGGUGAGACGUUAAACGGAGCCAUCGGCCUAGAUAUCAAUCAAGAGCAGAAGUUGGUUAAUGAGAAACUUAGCAACCUUCAAGCAACCGGAGCUUUGCCCGAGACCAUCACACAAGCCAUGAAGGAUUACGGACUUAGAAGGGCAAAGAUGUACGGAUGGCCAAACACGUACGUGUUUACGAAAGCAAUGGGGGAAAUGAUAGUAGGGGCAAACAGGGAGAAUAUGUCGGUCGUGAUAAUUCGUCCUUCAAUUAUUACCAGCACUUUCAAAGAACCAUUCCCCGGUUGGACCGAGGGCAUUAGGACAAUUGAUAGUCUAGCUGUUGGAUACGGUACAGGCAAACUCACAUGUUUUCUUGGUGAUCUUAACGCUACAUCGGAUGUGAUACCUGCGGAUAUGGUUGUUAAUACAAUGCUAGUAUCAAUGGCUGCUCAGGCUGGUAGACAGAAAGAGAUGAUUUAUCAUGUGGGUUCUUCAAUGAAAAAUCCAUUUAAAAAUGAGAAAAUGCCGGAAAUAGCUUACCGGUAUUUUACAACGAAACCAUGGACCAACAAAGAAGGGAAGGUGGUUCGGGUCGGGAAACUUGAUGUUUUAAAUUCUAUGCCUAGUUUCCAUAGAUACAUGACCAUUCAUUAUCUACUUCCUUUGAAGGGACUUGAGUUACUGAACAUGGUAUUUUGUAAGUCGUUAGAGAAGAAAUUUAGGGAUCUCAGUAAGAAGAUAAAUUUUGUAUUGCGGCUUGUCGAUCUCUACCAGCCUUACCUCUUUUUCUAUGGAAUGUAAGUGUUAUUUUUUUUCUAAUCUCAAUUUGGCUUUCUCCUUUUGACCUGACCCACUACAGUUACAUAUAUGUAGCAUAUAGAUAUUCGAAUAACUAAAUUACAUAUACACGCAGAUUCGAUGAUAUAAAUACGGAAGAACUGC